UACUAAUGUCCAAAGCGUGGAUACUCGCGUGGUCUCUUCUUCCCCUCAGCACAGCGGCGAGAUGACCAACAAGGAGGUAGUGCCGUCCGUGCAGGUGUAUGGCAGGAAGAAAACUGCCACAGCCGUUGCCCACUGCAAGCGCGGGCACGGCCUCAUCAAGGUGAAUGGCCGCCCCCUGGAGUACAUUGAGCCCAGGACGCUGCAGUUCAAGCUGAUGGAGCCCGUCCUCCUCCUGGGCAAGGAGAGGUUCUCUAAUGUUUCCAUCCGUGUCCGUGUGAAGGGGGGCGGACACACUUCCCAGGUGUAUGCCAUUCGCCAGGCCAUCUCCAAGUCUCUGGUGGCAUACUAUCAGAAGUUUGUUGAUGAGGCUUCCAAGAAGGAGAUCAAGAACAUCCUCAUCAACUAUGACAGAUCCCUCUUGGUUGCUGAUCCCAGGCGGUGUGAGCCCAAGAAGUUCGGUGGUCCAGGAGCCCGUGCUCGCUACCAGAAAUCCUACCGAUAAGCUUCAUCUCGUGACCCUUACAAUAAAUUUAUGGGCGUGUUA
Molecule: messenger RNA, 544 nt
Organism: Portunus trituberculatus (swimming crab)
Lineage: Eukaryota; Metazoa; Arthropoda; Malacostraca; Decapoda; Portunidae
Gene: RpS16
Product: 40S ribosomal protein S16-like
Exons: 5
Coding region: 62-502 (146 amino acids)
Biological process (GO): translation; maturation of SSU-rRNA from tricistronic rRNA transcript (SSU-rRNA, 5.8S rRNA, LSU-rRNA)
Cellular component (GO): cytosolic small ribosomal subunit; ribosome
Molecular function (GO): RNA binding; structural constituent of ribosome
Source: RefSeq, a predicted model, not a curated record